Sciurus carolinensis (gray squirrel) is the source of this 1647-nucleotide messenger RNA. RefSeq names its product soluble lamin-associated protein of 75 kDa-like. The record is from RefSeq and is a predicted model, not a curated record. NCBI's taxonomy places the organism in Eukaryota, Metazoa, Chordata, Mammalia, Rodentia, Sciuridae.
AUGGCAUUCCCUGUGGACUUGCUGAAUAAUUGCAGUCAUGAGGAAUUGGAAAAUGCUGCUGAAGAUUACAUGUCAGAUUUAAGGUGUGGGGACCCUGAAAAUCCAGAGUAUUUUUCUUUUCUCAAUAUUACGAUUCCUAUUAGCCUGUCAAAUGUAGGCUUUGUACCUCUCUAUGGUGGAGAUCAGACCCAGAAAGUUCUUGCCCUUUUUGCACCUGAGGAUUCACUCACAGCUGUGGCACUUUACCUUGCUGAUCAGUGGUGGGCUAUUGAUGAUAUUGUGAAAGCAUCUGUCCUUUCUAGAGAGGGGCUUACAGCUUGCAAACAAUACUUUGAAAAGUAUCCAGGAGACCAUGAACUCCUUUGGGAAGUAGAGGGUGUUGGACACUGGUACCAGCGAAUACCAGUCACCAGAGCAUUACAGAGAGAAACACUUAAAAUUACAGCAAUUUCUCAGAAUGAAGCCAAAAGACCUGUGUCUGGAGAAUAUGGUCUUGCAGCUGUUCCAGAGUAUGAAGUGGGAACUGAGGACAAUCAAUCCAGUGAGAUGCAGCUAACUAUUGAUUCUCUAAAGGAGACCUUUGCAAGCACAUUCGAAGGUCAUGAAAAAACACCUGUUUCUACUCAUACUCGAAGCAGUCAUCUAAAGCGGCCAAAGAUUGGAAAGCGGUUUCAGGAUUCUGAAUUUUGUGGUUCUCAAGGAGAAGAGGAGAAAACUGCCCAGACCUCACUGACAGCUUCAGUAAACAAAUUAGAGUCUACUACGCGCAUAUCAGAGAACUCAGAAGAAUUCCUGGAAGAAGAACCUGAGCAGAGAGUGAUUGAAUUUGAGGAUGAAAGUCCUGAUAAAGAUGUCCGGCCUGUACCUGAAACCCAGCCAUGCCUGGAAAAGCAAGAUGAAAAAGACUCUGAAUUAGAGCCUAUGAAUGGUGAGGUAAUGGAUGAUACCCUUAAGACUUCGCUUACAACAGAAGAGGAGGACUCCAUUAGUGAAGGUUUAGAAGAAGAAUUAAAAGUGCAGUAUUUUAAUUCUAGUGAAGACACUAUAAAUCUCGUUCCACUGGUGGUAGAAUCCUCAAAACCUCCUGAGGUUGUUGCACCAGAUAAGCCCCCACAUAUAACUGAUACAGAAAUGUUGAUAGACCAAGGCCCAUCUGAUGACAAAGGGCACACUGAAGAGAAACUGUCUCCAUUUUCAAGAAAGAAAGCACAUUUUGGGAGUUCAGACAAAAUCGACAGUAUCUCAAAUGAAGACCGAUCUGACAAUGGUUUUCCAAACUCGGUGAUAGCUGAAUUUUCUGAAGAACCGGUGUCUGUUAAUUUAUCACCUAACACAACUUCCUCACUUGAGGACCAGGGUGAGGAGGGGGUGCCUGAGCCCUAGGAAACAUCUACUGCUCUUUCUCAGAGUUCUUUGAUAGAGGUUGAACUUGAAGAUGUGCCAUUUUCACAGAAUGCAGGACAGAAGAAUCAGUCAGAGGAACAGUCUGAAGCAUCUUCUGAGCAACUGGAUCAAUUUACACAAUCAACAGAAAAAGCUCUGGAUAGCAGCUCAGAGGAGAUAGAAGUGGAAGUGCCUGUAGUAGACAGGCAGAAUUUAAGAAGAAAGGCCAAAGGACCUGCUAAGAAGAAAGCCAAACUGACCUGA